AUGUCUGGCGGAACCAACGAUCCAUCUAAGCGACGGACAGGAAAACUACCCCGGACCGACAGCGAAUGCCAACUUAAAGCCCCAGGAAUGCAAUUUCUAUCUGAGAAACAGCCCAAAGUCACAACCCGUGAGGUUACAAUAUCUCCUUCAGUAACCUUAACAAGCAAAUUGAAUAACAAAUGUGACUUCUUUCCAAAGUUUGAGGAUAAAAAUCCUUUCAGGAACCAAAGAACUCAAACGCUUUAUAGAGAGUCCUCGGCACAGACCCUGGCCUACCUUCCAGAAGUUCUCGACAAGGAAAAUGUGAAACCUUUCGAGCUGUUUUCAUUGCCAUCCGUGCUGCCGGGCGACAAGCCUCCAGGGCUCUACGAGGCGGAGGUCCUGGAGCGCUCCAGAAAGCGCUGGACCUUCAGAGACGCCCUCAAGGCCAAUUUGAGAGUCCUUCUCAAGGACGCCAGGGAAAAGGCCAUAAAGUCGCAGUACAAGCCCCUAUUAGAAGCCUUCGAGUGGGAGCAGUGGAUCGAGCGGGAGGAAUAUAUCCAGGAGUGCCAGAUGAUGCGUCUGGAGAUUGUGAUCAAAAUGUUUGACAAGCGGGAGAAGGAGAUGCACUCCGCCUCCAAGACCCGGAUUGAGAAAGCCUGUGAGGAGAUCGAGAAGCGUCGCCAAGCCGCCUUGCAAAAGAACGAGAGGGAGUACAAUCGGGGAAUGCACCGCUUGGAGAUCUCAUUGUCCAAGAAACCACGUAAGUGGCAAAGACAGAACCCGGUGGAGUCUCUGAGUAGCCCGUGCUCCGAGUUCUAUGCGCCACUUAUGAGACACGGAGUUGAUCCAGCUCGUCGAAGCUUUGUGCCGAAAACUGAUCGCAAGGCUUUCGACAUGAGAAUCGACGAACUGGAAAAGAAGGUGAACAUGAAUAGUCUGAAAUGUCCCUUCAGAACCCUUAAAAAGUGGUCCAAGCCCAAGGAGCAUAUGACGGAGUACGAGCAAAACUUCUGCAACGAGAAAAAUCUGCAGAAGUUGUUCGACACCCUAAAAACUCUAAGAACCCAGUCCACCAAAGACAAGGAGGCGCCGAAAUGCCUGCGAAAGCGAGUGAAGCCCUAUGUACACUUAGAGGACUCGCUUACGAGACUGACCACUCUAUCGAACCUCUAUCAAACCCAUGAGAAGGACGAUCGCGCUUUAUCGGUCAAGGAAGAUCCGCCGAAACCGCCUACUGACUGGUAUUUGAGACCACCAUUGAAUGAUGAUUUCUGCACUGAGCCAGAUUUUCUUGUGGCGGAGAGUGUGCGACAUGCUAUAGAGGACAUACUGAACUCCUUCGAGGGCACCUACAUAGGCUGGUACAUGCAGUUCCUGUCGGAGGAAAUGACCCGACUCUCAGAACAGCGGAGGUUGCAUGUACUGUCGGUUUUGGCCCAAAAGGAGCGCUGGCGGCGCGAGGCGGCCGAGGCAGGAAUCAGGCAGAGGGAGAACGACAUGCGGCGGCUGUACGAGGAAAUGUUCCAGAAAACCAGCACUGUCAACCAACAGAUUUCGCACGAUUACAUUAGAAGUAUACUUACUACCGACAUGCAGAACAACGCUCAAGGAGUUGCCGCCGAAACGACAUCGCACCUGGCCAGACAGAUCGACAGCGACAUCGAGAGGUGGCUGGAAAGCUUCAAGUUGAUCCAGAAUCCCCUGACCUUCGUUCCCCUGCGAAUGAUGCUCAAGGACAUGGUGUGUCCGGACGUGGACGCAGUUCUGCGUCACAAUGAAAGCGUCAUAGUUGUAAAACAUGUAAUGGAGGAUGUGCUAUUUCCGAAAAUGUGGAAUGAACUAGACCACUUCGAUAUUGCCUUCACGUUGACGAGCGACCUUAUUGACCGGCUGAUCGACAAUGACCUCUACCUUUUCUCCACGGACAGCGAGAGUGAGACUCCACAGAAGCCAUCCUGGUACGAGGCCGAGGCCAUAGUUAGGAAGCUCAUCCGACAGGCAGUGCCAGGGAGACGCUGGAAGGAGCAAAACGAACGGAUAGUUUACGAAAUCUACAAUAGCCUCGUCGACAACCUUUUCUUUGAGAUCCUGAACAACAUGGAGCUUUCAUUUUCGACCAAACCAUUAAUUGAACUGCGUCCGUUUAUGUCGCACGGUGUGAUUCGCUCUUCAGACGACAUAAGAGCAAAGGAAAACGAAGAUGUGCAGUCGAUAGGGAACGUCAGCACACUGACAUAUUCCAAAUUCAUUCAGUCUAAUGUACUGAACAUUGUUAAGAAACGGAAGGGGGACAAGAUCACACGGGAAUUGGAAAACUUGGACCAAUAUGUGACCGAUGAUAAGUCCUUUGAUUUCGACACACUCUUGAGAACCGAGGUAAUCACACCAGCAGUCAAUAUAUACCAAGCAAACAAUGAUAUAUUUAGCGUAAAAAGCACUCUUGACGUACCCGAAGAAUACCAGUUGGAGGCACUCAAGGGCAGAGGCUACAGGGUGAUGCUCCCCACAAUGGCCGAAAUGGAUCCCGGUGCACUAAAGAACGCCGAAAUGGAUCCCGAUGCAGUAAAGAAUCAAGCUUCACUCGACUCGGAAAAACCGAAACACACACCCGCAUCGUUUGAAAACCGAAUGUUGAAAAACCAACUUUCGGGAGAAUCAUUAGCCAGUCGAACAGACAAAAGAGUUAGGGAAGUGUUAGAGAUUGAAGAUCAUAAAAGAGAAAAAAAUAUAAAGGUAAUUGGACUAGCGGAGGAUCAUUCUGGAAAAAAGGAGACACUCACAUCCAGAUCAGAAGAGGAUCGAACAAAUGAAAAGCAAAUGGACUUUAGAUCCGAAAAUAAUCUAUCAGAAAAAGGGAAAACUCUUAUUCAAGAAUUGGAGACGGAACUGAAGGCGGAGGAGUCUGAACGUCGGAGCUACGAAAACAUUGCGUUCGACUUAAUAAACCAAAUCUUAGGAGAUAAAAUCCAAGAUGAUACGAGUGUGCUGCAUGAGAACCAAGCACACAUGAUGGAGCCAAUCGGCGAAGAAGAUACAAGCGUACUGCAUGAGAUCCAAACACAUGUGAUGCAGUCAGUUGGUGAAGAGGAUACGAGCAUGCUGCAUCAGAACCAAAUACACGUAAUAGAGCCAAUUGGUGAAAGGGAAAACGAUGAAGAACAACAGGAAGAUAUCUUAGUGAUGCACAUGAACGACUCGGACAUCAAGGAGGCCGGAAAAGACUCUACCUUCAGUCUUGCUUUCAACUCGGAGCGGCGUCCAGGUCCUAGCGAUUCUGAUGAUUUGCCCACUUCUGCACCACCUGUAGAUGACGGAGACCGACCUUUCGUAGCUGAAAGCCCAAGACCAUUAUCAGCAGAACCAUCCGACCACUCUACAGUAGUUUACGAACACAGAGGCACAACUUCACGACUUAAGAAGUAA
Drosophila bipectinata is the source of this 3405-nucleotide messenger RNA. RefSeq lists its product as uncharacterized. The record is from RefSeq and is a predicted model, not a curated record. Lineage: Eukaryota; Metazoa; Arthropoda; Insecta; Diptera; Drosophilidae.